AGGAGUAUGUCCUGGAGCAGAUAGACUGGACCCAUGCCCAGGGAGGCCGGGUGGGAGCCGGAGACGGGAAGGGUGAAGCCCGGGUGGCUGGCGGCAGCAGCCAUGAAGGGCCGGCAGCAGAGGUGCAGGUGGGCUCAGCCCUGGACCCUGCUCUUGCUUCUCUUAGGUCCACAGCUCCUGGUGACUUAUGGCUGGCGUCCGCAAGGGGACGAGAAUAGUGAAAACAGAAAUACCUUGGAGCUUUACUUUCCUGCCGUCGUGGAGUAUGUCUUACACGUGUACAACCUGAGGAGCCCGGACAGGAAUGCUUACAAAGUGGUGCGUGUACUGCAGUCGUGGCAGGAAUUGAGAGAAAUAGGCCUGGUGUUCUCCAUGGAGCUGCAGUUCGCCCGAACCAGGUGCAGGAAAUUUGAUGAAGACAUCGACAACUGUCCUUUUCAAGCAACUCCAGACGUGAACAAUGUAAGACACAUACCAGCCACCCUCGGGUUACAGGGCCAUGGACACUGCAUCAGGGCGGGCGGUAUGGGGAGUGAUGAUGACGCCAUUCCAAAGGACACUGAGGGGUCAUCUGCAGGAUGGGCCAGCCAGACCGUCACCUGCUUCUUCACGGUCGACUGUGAACCCUGGGCGACCAAGUUCCAACUCCUGAACGACACCUGCUUGGGGGGCUCCGCCAAGUGAGGCCACACCCCAGCCUGGGGGCACCCCGCCACCCUGUUGUGUCCCUUCAGUGUCCAAGAGGCUCUGGUUCUGUUCUCUGGAUGAGCAGCUGUCUCAGGGUCACGCAUGGGCCACGCGAACAUGCCUCCCUCUCCAUGUCACCCUGUAGAAUUGGUCAUUAAACGUCAGCAUUGCAAGCA
This is a messenger RNA of Odocoileus virginianus texanus, 863 nucleotides long. Lineage: Eukaryota; Metazoa; Chordata; Mammalia; Artiodactyla; Cervidae. The record is from RefSeq and is a predicted model, not a curated record.